Messenger RNA from Capsella rubella, 1001 nucleotides. RefSeq lists its product as uncharacterized. Lineage: Eukaryota; Viridiplantae; Streptophyta; Magnoliopsida; Brassicales; Brassicaceae. The transcript is spliced from 7 exons. Bases 185 to 796 code for a protein of 203 amino acids. The record is from RefSeq and is a predicted model, not a curated record.
GACUCCAUUAGAAAAAAACUCGUAUAAAAAAUGAAAUCUCAGAGAAGUAGCUUACGCCGAUGAGUUGUUGACUCGGUUCAAUUUGUUCUUGUUCACAAAGACUCAUAGCUUCGACCUCGCUCUCUCCGAUCAUCUUCUUCGUUUUUUCUCAUCGCUUUCCCUUGUCGAUUUUGCUUCAUAAUCGAUGGAAACUGAAGUACCGCUUAUUGCCGAGACCAUAGCCGAGACCAUUGCCCUCACUGAGAAGAAAGUCGCCAUGGCGUUAGAUGAUAUCAUCAAGUUGUCAAAGAGACAAACCAAUGUGAAUAAGGGCAAGAAGUCACGAAGAGAAAAGAAGAAAACCCGAAACCUUAAUGGUGCUGCGGUAAAUGAUACAUCUAAAGGGUGGAAUUAUAUGAAUUCACUUUCUGCUGUUAGACAGGGUGCUGUUGCAAAGAGAAGGUCCAACUUCCAAGUAAAUCGGUUUCCUUUGACAACAAACAUCGCUCGUAAAGCCGCUACUGCUACUCCACUCAAUGUCCGCGGUAGAGCUUUUCAUGGUGGAAGGAUGACUAGUGCGAAUCAGUCAAGGCGUAUUGCUCCACCAGUUCAAAAUAGAUCUGUACAGGCUAGAGUCAACGCAAAGAGGCAUGUGGUAGAUCAGAAAGUAGAAAACAGAGAAGGGAAGAGGAAGACACUGGACUCUCGCUUUGCAAUCAUGAAAGAGCAGAGAAAGAUGAUUAACAACAACUAUGGUGCUACAGUUCACCUUCCAAGAUUGCCACCAUGGGCUAGAGUCGGAAGAUUUCCUCACUGAGGAACAACGAAGCUUUAAUGGAUCGUUCCAGUUUAGAUUGUGGCUUUUGGGUUUAGAACUUUAGAUUCUAGUUAAGCACUAAGCAAUGUAAUUCUUUCGUGACUCUUUUUUUUUUUGAUCAAUCUUUCGUGACUCUAUUACUUGUUACUUGUUAGUAUCUUACAAUUGCAUCUAAGGAAAUAAUAAGAAGAAAAAUUCAUUCUUA